Mauremys mutica (yellowpond turtle) is the source of this 5857-nucleotide messenger RNA. RefSeq names its product ADAM metallopeptidase with thrombospondin type 1 motif 10 (gene ADAMTS10). The record is from RefSeq and is a predicted model, not a curated record. Gene Ontology annotation, cellular component: extracellular matrix. The coding region runs from base 737 to 4066 and encodes 1109 amino acids. Lineage: Eukaryota; Metazoa; Chordata; Testudines; Geoemydidae. Gene Ontology annotation, molecular function: metalloendopeptidase activity. The transcript has 27 exons. Gene Ontology annotation, biological process: extracellular matrix organization; proteolysis.
GAAGCUGCAGGGAGAGGAGUCUGCUAGGAGGAAGAUCAGUGAUGCCAGCACUAAGAACCCUCCACCAAGGGUCUGAGCUAGCUAGGAUGGAAGAAACCCUGGAGAACAAACCCCUUCAACGUCUGUCCUGAGGCUUUUCUUUUGGAAACCUGCACCACGCGGGCUUCACCUGGGAUCUGAUCUGCUCUCGUCUAAGGAAGUGAGCAGCCCCUAUCCAUGCUGCCUGCAAGCUGCUCUCUGAUUACCGCUCACUUCCUGAAAGGAGACUUUUCAGCAAAGCCUCUCACUCAAGAGCUGCCGACCUCUGACAGAAGAAGGCUAUUCUGCUGUGACUUGAGGAAGAACGACACACACACCCGCAGCCUGGAAAGUUUCUGACACACGCAGGAGGGAGAGAGACGCUUUUGGCUGCGGCUGGGAAGAAGAAGAGACCCUGACAGACUAGAAGGGGGGAACAGAAGAAAGAGGGGGAAAAGAUAACCAAGGGGCAAUGCCACCGAGAGCCUUGGAUUCUAAUUAGCACAUGUUGAAGCCAUUACGCCGGCCCGGGUACAGCGCACUGCAAGGACGCCAUCGGCUUCGCUGCUUUGGGGAGCGCACGGAGCGGCCGAGGAUGCCUGGGAAGGGACCGAGGACUCCUGUCUCUACAUAAGCAGUGGCCCAAAGAGAGACAUGUUGGGACAGAGCCCUUUAGGCUGGUACAAAGCUCCCCGCGCUGAGACGAGCAUCGCUAACCAUGGCAACCGCUUGGAGGCUUCUGACGUGGACUCUCAUCUUCACCACAGCUGCGUGCGACUCUCCCGGCUACAAAUUCCACUCACAAGAGGAGUUCCUCUCCAGCCUCGAUCACUAUGAAAUCGCUUUCCCCAUCCAAGUGGACCAAAACGGGGACUUCCUCACCUUCGACAUGAGAAGCCCGCUGAAGCGGCGCUCCCGGCGCAGCCCGGGCUCCCUGUCCUACGAGGCCGCUGAGCGGCGGGUCUUCUACAAGGUCUCCGCCCACCACACCCAGUUCCUCCUCAACCUGACCCUGCACUCCAACCUGCUGGCCGAGCACUUCACGGUGGAGUACUGGAAGCGGGACGGGGUGGACUGGCAGCACGACUUCCACGAGGACUGCCACUACGCGGGCCACUUGCAAGAUCAGUACCUGAACUCCAAAGUCGCCAUCAGCAACUGCAAUGGACUGCACGGCGUGAUCGUUGCCGACGAGGAAGAGUAUUUCAUUGAGCCUCUCAGCCUGGGAGUCAACGUGAGCACAGGGAGUGAAGGCGAGGGAAGCCCCCAUGUUGUGUACAAGCGAUCGUCCCUCCAGCACUCGCACAUGGACGCGGCCUGCGGCGUUUUAGAUGAGAAGCCCUGGAAGGGGAGACCUUGGUGGCUGCGGACGCUCAAGCCCUCCCCUCUGAAACCAUCGAGCAAUAACAGCCAGCGAGGCCAGCUGCCCCUGAAGAGAUCCGUCAGCUCCGAGCGCUACGUGGAGACCCUCGUGGUGGCCGAUAAAAUGAUGGUGGGCUACCACGGGCGGCGGGACAUAGAGCAGUACAUUCUGGCCAUCAUGAAUAUUGUUGCCAAACUUUUCCAGGACUCAAGUCUGGGCAAUAUUGUCAAUAUCCUUGUGACCCGUCUGAUUCUUCUCACUGAGGACCAGCCCACCCUGGAGAUUAACCACCACGCUGGGAAAUCCCUGGACAGUUUCUGCAAGUGGCAGAAAUCCAUUGUGAACCGGAAUGGUAAUGGGAACGCCAUCCCUGAGAACGGCAUAGCCAACCACGACACCGCCGUGCUGAUCACCAGAUACGAUAUAUGCAUCUACAAGAACAAGCCAUGUGGCACCUUAGGGCUGGCCCCGGUGGGAGGAAUGUGUGAGCGAGAGAGAAGCUGCAGCAUCAACGAGGACAUCGGGCUGGCCACUGCCUUCACCAUUGCCCAUGAGAUCGGCCACACGUUCGGCAUGAACCAUGAUGGAGUCGGCAACGGCUGCGGCUCCCGCGGGCAGGAAACGGCCAAGCUCAUGGCUGCUCACAUCACCAUGAAGACCAACCCUUUCGUAUGGUCGACCUGCAGCCGGGAUUAUAUCACCAGCUUCCUGGACUCAGGCAUGGGACUGUGCUUGAACAACGCUCCUCCCAAACAAGACUUUGUCUACCCAACGGUGGCUCCCGGGCAGGCCUACGACGCGGACGAGCAGUGCCGUUUCCAGUACGGAGUUAAAUCUCGCCAGUGUAAAUACGGGGAAGUCUGCAGUGAGUUAUGGUGUCUGAGCAAAAGCAACCGCUGCAUUACCAACAGCAUACCAGCUGCUGAGGGGACCAUAUGCCAAACCAAUACCAUUGAAAAGGGGUGGUGCUACAAGAGGGAGUGCGUGCCCUUCGGUACGCGGCCAGAGGGUGUGGACGGUGCCUGGGGAGCCUGGUCCUCCUGGGGGGAGUGCAGCAGGACGUGCGGGGGAGGCGUAUCGUCAUCCAUCCGCCACUGCGACAGCCCGCGGCCGACCAUCGGAGGGAAGUACUGCCUGGGCGAGCGGAAACGCUACCGGUCGUGUAACACCGAUGACUGCCCGCUAGGCUCCCACGACUUCCGAGAGCUGCAGUGCGCCGAGUUCGACAACAUCCCCUUCCGAGGGAAAUACUACACCUGGAAGACGUACCGAGGAGGGGGCGUGAAAUCCUGUUCUCUCAACUGCCUGGCCGAGGGCUUCAACUUCUACACGGAGCGGGCAGCGGCCGUGGUGGACGGGACGUCCUGCCGGCAGGACUCCAAUGACAUCUGUGUCAAUGGGGAGUGCAAGCACGUGGGCUGUGACCGCAUCCUCGGCUCUGACUUGAAGGAGGACAAGUGCCGCGUGUGUGGGGGCGACGGGAGCACCUGCGAGACCAUCGAAGGCAUUUUCAACCAGUCCCUGCCCGAUGGGGGUUACAAAGAGGUGAUCUGGAUCCCCAAGGGCUCUGUGCACAUUGAUAUCCGGGAGCUGAAUCUCUCUCUCAACUACCUGGCGCUGAAAGGGGAGAACGACGAGUAUUUCAUCAACGGGAAGCUCUCCAUCGACCCGCCCAGGCGCUUUGACGUCGCCGGGACGACGUUCCACUACAGGAGAUCUCAGGAUGACCCCGAAUCGCUGGAGGCCUUAGGACCUACCAAUGCCACUCUCAUUGUCAUGGUUCUCGUGCGGGCAGAGCUGCAGGGGAUUCAGUACAAGUUCAACGCGCCCAUCACCCGAGGCUCCUUGACCCAGUACUCCUGGCACUACACCCCAUGGACCAAAUGCUCAGCUAUCUGUGCCGGGGGCAGCCAAGUCCAGUCUGUCGUAUGCAAGAAACAGGCCGACAGCUCCACAGUCUUCAACCAUUUCUGUAGCCCUGAAACCAAAUUACCUGAGAAGCAGAGGCCAUGCAACACUGAGCCAUGUCCGCCCACCUGGGUGAUCGGGAACUGGUCCGAAUGCAGCCGGAGCUGCAACGAGGGCGUCCGCACCCGCAGCGUCGUCUGCCGGAGGAAGGUCGCUGCCACCGAGGAGAAAAUCCUGGACGAUGGCUCCUGCGCCCAACCCCGGCCCAAGAUGCACGAGCCCUGCAAUAACCAAACGUGCCCCCCAGAAUGGGCUGCUCUGGACUGGUCAGAGUGCACCCCGAGUUGUGGGCCUGGUUUCCGCCACCGCAUCGUGCUUUGCAAAAGCGGCGACCACAGCACGACCCUGCCGCCCUUGCAGUGCCCAGAGAAUACCAAGCCCCCGAUCAGCAUGAGAUGCAACCUGCGGCGCUGCCCGCCCCCGCGGUGGGUGACUGGCGAAUGGGGAGAGUGCUCUGCGCAGUGCGGCCUGGGCCAGCAGAGACGCUCCAUCCAGUGCUUGACCCACACUGGGCAGCCGUCCGGCGACUGCGGGGAGAACCUGAAGCCUGCGGGCAUGCAGCAGUGUGAAGCUAGGUGCAAAUCCGGACCUACCGAGAGCCCCGAAGAGUGCAAGGAUGUGAACAAGGUCGCCUACUGCCCCCUGGUGUUGAAGUUCAAGUUCUGCAGCCGGACCUACUUCCGACAGAUGUGCUGUAAAACGUGCCAGGGGCAUUAAAGGAGCCAGGCGACCCCUGUAGGAAAACUGGAAGGCGAAAGCAAUGCCGGAGGGCAGCCGAGCCGUGCCGUUCCCCUCCACCCCCGACCCCCGGGAAUCUCCAAAGGAUUCAACCCAAACACUGGUCGUGCUUCUGGAGGGAGCCGGCAACACCCCCCCACCCCAACCCCACAGGAACCCCAGUUAAAUCGCUGCCAACGCGUGUGCCACUCUGGAGACAGGCAGCACAACGCACGGGAGGAGCGGGGAGAUCUCUGCGGCCACAACGGAGCCGGUCACCGCGCCGGGAGAGGGCAGAGCUGGGGACAGCGUGGCAACAAGGACAUUACUUGAAAUUCUGACAUUUGUUAUUUAUUUAGUAGCACAGCUGGGUCCUGCGGGCACCAGCCAACAGCCUCCAGACGGUGCCAACAGCCCUGCCCGUCACACUGGGGAGGGCAGGGCAGUUCUCAACAGCCAAUCAGCAUGCUCUGGUCCUGCCCUCGCCUUGCUCCGUGCCCAGUCUCCUGAAGGGCAUCGCUGUCCACCUCCAGAAAACUGAGCAUGCCCCAUGGCUGCCAUGGUGCUGGGAAGCAGGCCUCGGGCAGGGGAGGGGGACUGAGCGAAUGGAGCAGUCCGUCCUGCCCAGCGCCAGCAGGAGCCCAGAGAGAGCAAGAAGAGGAGAAGGAUUUUAGCUGUGUGGUGCAUCAACAUGCCAAGGACAACCCUUGGCUUGUGCCUUUGGGCUUCUUUGUGAUGGAUGAGGCAAGGUUGCUGGGGUGGGAGGGGCAGGAUUGUUUGGUUCAUUCAAGCCUUGUCUCCCCUGGAAGGCUCUGUGGAUGACUGGAGAACCGGUCGGAUACUGAUUGUCCCCAAGGAAGUGACACCGAAUGAAUUGGGAGGGGAAGAUGUGUUAAAAACAUUGGUUUUCUGAAGCCUUUUGUUAUUAUUUGUAUCACAGGGGUGUACCUAGAAGCUCCAGCUGAAGUCAGGGCCUUGUGGUGCCAGGUGCUGUAUGUAUACAUAAGAGACAGACGAGCUUCCACUCUAAAUAGACAAGACAGAGAAAGGUUGGAAGUGGAAAACAAGGAGGAAGUGAUUUGCCCAAGGUCACCCAGCAGAGCCAGGAAUUGAACCUGGGUUUCCUGAAUCCCAGGCCAAGGCCCCACCUACUGCACCCCACUGCCUCCUGCAGCAUGGUGCCUUAGCAGCAAAAAGCACAGCUUUCUCCUGUCCAGGUUCAGUUAGGACUACGAGCGCUCCCAAUCCACUUCUCCAACCCCUCCGUGGAGCACCCGCAAGAGAAGAGCACACGUCAUGCUCAAUCAGGUUCUGCUGCCGUGCUAACAGGGGGUGUCAUUGUCCUAUGAUUUUCCCCAGCUCUCCAUAGAGUCUUCCAGGAAAAACAGGGCUAGACAGGACCUGAGUUUCCAGCGUGAAAAGAACAUGGAUUUUUUUUUUAAAUCACAUUUUUCUGCAUCAUAAUGAAGCAACACAAGGCCCGAGCCCGGGGGAUCUGUUCCAUUUGCAGGAACGAUGAACAUCUCCCUUGCCCCAGUGUCUCUAGCUAUUAAUAUACCUGCUACAGCAGCAGCAUCCACUCACCAGCCAAUCACAGCCUCUCAGGUGCUGGGUGGCUCCUGAUAGGCUGGCGCAUGGGUAUUAAUUGUCUUCCUUCCUGGUGGAAUGUUCCAUUCCAACGCUUACUCGGGGGGGGGGGUUGUUUUCACGAUUUUAUAUACAUAUAUUGUAACAAAAAUUGUUUAAAAUACUAACUCUGAGAAGAAGGCGCAAAAUAACGGCAUGAUCUAU